Molecule: messenger RNA, 2089 nt
Organism: Limulus polyphemus (Atlantic horseshoe crab)
Lineage: Eukaryota; Metazoa; Arthropoda; Merostomata; Xiphosura; Limulidae
Product: astakine-like
Exons: 3
Coding region: 36-374 (112 amino acids)
Source: RefSeq, a predicted model, not a curated record
GUUCUCACAGACAUCUACAGAGUACGUCAAAAAUAAUGCGCACCCUGGUGGCCACCAUUAUUAUUCUUGUUGCUCAGAUGGCGCAGAGCUUUCCAGGUUUCAGAGGAUGUAGAAGCCAACAAGAUUGUGAUCCCGGUUCAUGCUGCGUUGUUGCCAUGGAGAGGUUCAGUACACCUCGUUGUCAGAAGCUGUCCCAACAGGGGGAGUACUGCCGCCCUAGAAACUCUGCCCUAAACACGUCACUCUCCUACCCCAACGGCAUCUUGGACGUAACGAACCUGUACACUGUACUCUGCCCCUGUGACGUUGGGUUGAUUUGUGAACAAGCAAUGUGUCAACCGAACACAUUUCUCCAGUCCAAUCAUCUCGCUUAGAUCUAUUACGUCACAUUUCUCCAGUCCAAUCACGUAGGUUAGAACUAUUACGUCAUCACCAUCCUUACCGAACAACGGAAUUUCUCAUCAUUUCUUACCUAGAAGUUGUGCUAGUAACUAGAUAAUACUCUGAGGCUAUCGAAACGCUCGUUAUUCAUAUAGAUCUUGAGACUUAAAAGGUUGAAAAAGAAAUUCGUUGCUAAAAUCAUUGUUGUAUUACCCUAUUAAGGACUAGACGUUGGAACACUUCGAGUCCAGUCGAGAAUAAUUACUGAAUAUUAAAAUUGUUUCGUUUAUUUUAAAAACAAACUAUUUUUAUUGAAAAGUAGGCCUACAUCGUUUAAGGUUAACUACAAAAAUUUUUAUUGAAAAGUAGGCCUACAUCAUUUAAGGUUAACUACAAAAUUUUUAUUGAAAAGUAGGCCUACAUCAUUUAAGGUUAACUACAAAAAUUUUUAUUGAAAAGUAGGCCUACAUCAUUUAAGGUUAACUACAAAAGAUUCACCGAAAUGAUAAAUUUCCAUAAUUAUGGAUUAGAUAAAACUUCAUUAUAUAUAUAUAACCUAAAAGAAGAAAAAAAAACUGCUUGAUUAUACAUAAGGUGGCUCGAGGGACUAUAGCACUAAAUAGUAUGGUAUGAUCCCUGUUUUGGGCAACACAGAAAUAGCCCAUCAUGCAAGGCUGUGAUUAACGUAAGGUGUAAGGAAAUUACUGGAAAAAAUAUGUUUGGUUUGUUUGUUUGUUUGUUUUUAAUUAUGCACAAAGCUACUCAAGGGCUAUCUGUGCUCUGCCCACCACGAGUAUCGAAACCCGGUUUCUAGCGUUGUAAGUCCGCAGACAUACCGCUGUGCCACUGGGGGGCAAUAUGUUUGGGGUGUCUAAAAAAAAGAACUUUCUUAUUUGUUACGGUUUCGUAUUUUUAUCAUGUUUCUAAACACUUGGAAGAAUCAUUUUCUUUUUAAGGUAGUGUCCGCACUCCGAAAGAUGUGUUUAAAAACUAAAAUUGUUUUUGUAGUUUAUCCUCACUAAGAAACUAUUCUUGUUAGUGAAACCUGAAAGCAAAGAUCAAACUGAAGGGAAAUGACAAAGCUAUGAAACCGGUUAACCAACUAAAUAGCAGCGAUAAAGAUUGGAAACCGGUAAAACAGUAAAGAAUGGAAACUGGUAAAACAAUUAAAGUGCAGUAAUGAAGAUUGGAAACCGGUUAACCACCCGAAAUACAGUGAUAAAGCCACGAUAUCUGGCGGAAGUUUGCCUGUUGAUAUUGUAUAUGAGAGGUUGCAGGACAAAUACCAUUUUAGUGAUAUUUUCGUACGCUCGAGCACCACAGGCUAUCUUUAAUAACAUUAGAUAUAAGAAAACCUGAAGUGUUGUUAUCAUUGGUCAAAGCUCCCAUAUUCCAUAUAUUAUAUAUUAUUGGAGAAAUGUGUGUUCCGCAACAAUAUUUAUGUGUUCCGCAACAAUGUGUAAGUACUUUAAUUUAAAGGUUUCUGAUGCUUGCUGAAUAGGUUUCAAGAUGUUCACUACGCCUAUAGUUUACUUGUUGCCAUCCUUCCCUUGCUCAUUAUGUAUAUAGAUACAUAUACAUAUUCACGGGUUUUAAUUUAUUGCAUCUAAGUUUGGAAUCUCUUUCAUUAACUUCGAGUUUUUUUUAUUUUAUGGACUUGUUUCGUUGUGUAAUGUCAUGUUUUUCGGAUGUGUGGAUUUUAUUAUAA